Molecule: messenger RNA, 2844 nt
Organism: Strongyloides ratti
Lineage: Eukaryota; Metazoa; Nematoda; Chromadorea; Rhabditida; Strongyloididae
Product: Glycoside hydrolase, family 31 and P-type trefoil domain and Galactose mutarotase-like domain and Glycoside hydrolase, superfamily domain-containing protein
Exons: 1
Coding region: 1-2844 (947 amino acids)
Biological process (GO): carbohydrate metabolic process
Molecular function (GO): carbohydrate binding; alpha-1,4-glucosidase activity
Source: RefSeq, a predicted model, not a curated record
AUGUUUACCAUAUUUGUUAGUAUAUCUUUUCUAAUAUCUUUUGUUUAUCCAUUAAAUCCUAUUUCACCUGAAGCUCGAAUAGAUUGUUAUCCUGAUCCUAAUUCAUCAGCUGCUAAUUGUAUCGCAAGAGGAUGUAUUUGGGAUAACAAUUAUGAUGAUAGUCAUCCAACUGUUCCAUUAUGUUAUUAUCCACAAGGUACCGGUUACCAAAUUGUGUCACAAACUGAUUCAACAGCAACAUUAAAAAAAAGUCCAACAUCUAUUGAUAAUCCAUUUGGCAAAGAUUUUAAUGAUCUUGAAGCAACAUUUUCUAAAAUAGAUAAUAUUAUUAAGGUAUCAAUAAAACCAAUUGGAGUAACAAGAUAUAUACCACCUGUACAAUUUUCUGAAGAAUUUGUUGAAUCAAAUGAUCGUUUAUCUUACUCUUUUACCAAUGAUGAUAAAGGUAUAUUUAAUUUUAAAAUCAAUCGUAAUUCAAAUCAUAGAACAUUAUUUGAUACGUCUAUUGGUGGUUUAUUAUUUAGUGAUCAAUAUAUUCAAUUAGCAUCAUACCUUCCAUCAACACGCCUUUUUGGAAUAGGUGAACAUAUACAUCAGACACUCCAUCAUGAUUUAACUAAAUAUACAACAUGGCCAAUGCUUGCUCGUGAUCAACCACCAAACUCAAAAGACCCUAAUCAAAAUAAUUUAUAUGGUGUUCAUCCAUUUUAUAUGGUUGUUGAACCUGAUGGUAAAGCACAUGGUGUUUUAUUUUUUAAUAGUAAUCCACAAGAAAUAACAACUGGACCAGCUCCUCAUAUUGUUUAUAGAACUAUUGGUGGACAAAUAGAUAUUUUCUUUUUUCCAGGUCCAAGUCCACAAGAAGUUAUUCAACAAUAUGUUUCAUUUGUUGGUAAACCUUUCCUUCCAGCAUAUUGGUCAUUUGGUUAUCAAUUAUGUCGUUAUGGUUUUAAAAAUCUUCAAGAAGUUAAAGAUGUUGUAAAUAAUAUGACAUCUGCUGGUAUUCCAUUUGAUACAAUAAUUACUGAUAUUGAUUAUAUGGAUAGAUAUAAAGAUUUUACAAUUGGUGAAAAUUUUUCUGAUUUAGGAACAUUUGCUGAUGAUAUUCAUAAAAAUAAUAUGCGUUUAACAUUAAUAUGGGAUCCAGCUAUAGAAGUUGACUAUGAUUCAUUUGAACGUGGAUUAAAAUCUGGGGCAAAAUUUAUUGAAUGGAGUGAUAAUUCAUUAAUUCCAACAUCUAUACAAAAACAAUAUCCAUUAGUUAAAGAUACAAAUAUUAUGUUAGGUGUUGUAUGGCCAGAUAAACAUACAGCAUUCCCAGAUUUUCUUGAUCAAACAAAUAAAACAAGAGAUUGGUGGAUAGAUGAAUUUAAAUCUUUUUAUAGUAAAGUUAAAUUUGAUGGUAUAUGGAUUGAUAUGAAUGAACCAUCUUCUUUUGGAACAAAUGAAGAUCAUCCAUGGUAUUUUGAUAAUAAUGAUCAUCCAAAUAUUAUUUCAUUAAAAUGUCUUACUAGUGGUUAUAAUAAAAGUCUUGAAACACCACCAUAUGCAACACAAUCUGUCUAUCAAUGGGGUGAUAAUAGUUAUUUAUCAACAAAAACUUUAUGUAUGAAUGGUGUUACAAUGAAUGGUAAACAAAAUCUUUAUAAUACAAAAAAUAUUUAUGGAUGGUCAGAAACAGUAGCAACAAAACAUGCAUUACAUAAAUCAACUGGAAAAAGAGGAACAGUUAUAUCAAGAUCAACUUUCCCAAGUUCUGGAAAAUAUGGUGGUCAUUGGUUAGGUGAUAAUACAGCUCGUUGGGAAGAUUUAAAAACAACAAUAAUUGGUGUUCAAGAAUUUAAUAUGUUUGGUAUUCCAUAUGUUGGAUCUGAUGUUUGUGGUUUUAAUGGAGAAACAAAUGAAGAAUUAUGUUUAAGAUGGCAACAAGCAGGAUCAUUCCAUUCAUUUUUUAGAAAUCACAAUAGUAUUGGUGAACCAUCUCAAUGGCCUUAUAUAUGGGAUUCUGUUAAAGCAGCAACUAAAAAAGCUAAUUUCUUUAGAUAUAGACAUUUACCAUAUCUUUUUACACUUCAUUUUGAAGCUUCACGUUUUGGAAUACCUGUAAUUAAACCUGUAUUUUUUGAUUAUGUUGAUGAUUCAAAUACUUUUGAAUUAAAUCAUCAAUUCUUAUGGGGAUCAGCUUUUAUGGUAGCUCCAGUUAUUGAAUCUGGAGUAACAAGUCAAUUAGUUUAUCUUCCAGAUUCACAAGAUGGAUGGUAUUCUGUUUAUGAUUAUAAUUAUGGAACUAAAAUGAGUUCAGGUUUUAGAACUUAUCCAGCUUUAUUAACAUAUAAUACUCCAACAUUUGUUGCUGGUGGUUAUAUUAUUCCAAGACAAGCUGCUUCAACAACAACAGAUGUUUCAAGAAAAAAUCCAACAGAACUUUUAAUUGCUAUUUCUUCAUCAUCUAAAAAUGCUUCUGGAUUAAUCGUUUGGGAUGAUGGUGAAACUAUUAUGAUGGAUGUAAACAAACAUGAUUACACAGAACUUAUCUUUUCAUUUAACAUGACUGAAAAAGAGUCUACAAUUACAAUAAGAUAUAAUAAAUUUUCAAUUUCAUCAAGUCCAAUGCCAUUAAAAUCAUUAGAAGUAUUUGGUCUUCCAUAUUAUCCAGAUCUUUCUAAUGUUCAAGUUAAUGGAAAAAAGGUUUCGAUUGAUAAGACACAAAGUGUUUACUCACCAUUUACUGAAGUAUUAACACUUGCAGCAACGGAUUAUCUUGCCGAUUAUACAAAAUUGACCUUCCCAAUUCAAAUAAAAUGGAACCAUUUAUCUGAAUAUGUAUCAUAUAAACAUAUUUAA